GCAGCGGAGGUCGGAUUUGAGGGUGUCCCUGCUCCGGCCUCUCUCGGCUCCCUCUUCCCGCCCCCUGCCCGCCGUGGGGCUGCGCUCCCGCGGUGGCAGCCGGGCAGGAGGGAGCUGCGGUUCGGCCCGCCCGAGGUGUUUCUGAGUAGGCUUUAAUGCCUGGCAGAAUGCUCUCUGCCACUGGGACCCUCAGCUGCGCGAACAGCUAAGGCUUUCUGCUGUCGCGGUGACAUCGGUGCUGGAGCAGAGCUCUGUGCUGGUUGCCGUGCGAGGAGGGCGAGGAGUCGCCGUGCUCGGCGCUUCCCCGGGAAGCCGGCGGGGCUGAGCGCGGCCCCUGCUCCCUCCGGGUCACCCCGACACCGCUCAGAGAGAGCCCCCAUCGCACUGAACGCUGUGAGAGGGACGCUGCUGAAAUCGUGCCGUGCCGGUGGGCGUGAGUACUGCCUCUGAAAAGGCUUCGGAGUGCCUUUUGCAGUUACUCGGACCGGUACUUGGGCUUGGGAUGCAUGGCUAGCUGGGAGUGGACAGUGGAGUAUUUGGAUAACAAAAUGAAACCUGCCAAGCUGCACUUUUGGAUUUUGGGUUGGUUUUUCAUGGCGCUAUGUUGUUGGUGUACUUCAGAUACUUUUACUCAAAGCGACAUCCACCCUCAUGCCUGGAAAAAGCUGUAUUUUGCUCAUCAUUGGCCAGUGACUGUAUGUAAGAUGAAUGUUAAUGAUUGUCAUGACCCACCAAAGUACUGGACUAUCCAUGGAUUGUGGCCUGACAGAGCUGAAGACUGUAACAGAACAUGGCAUUUCAAUGUCACUGAGAUCAAGGAUCUUUUGUCAGACAUGAGACUCUACUGGCCUGAUGUGCUUCAUUCAUCUGCGAAUCGCACCCAGUUCUGGAAACAUGAGUGGGACAAACAUGGCACUUGUGCAGCCACACUUGAGGUCCUUAAUUCUCAGAAAAAAUACUUUGGUAAAGCCAUAGAACUCUACCAGCAUGUUGAUCUCAAUGGUUGUCUCUUGAAAGUUGGGAUAAAGCCGAGCAGUUCAUAUUACAAGAUGACUGCUAUUAAGGAAGCUCUUACAAGAUUUUAUGGUGUAACACCAAAGAUCCAGUGCCUUCCUCCAGAAGAGGGUGAAGAAGCACAAACAAUUGGCCAGAUUGAAUUCUGCUUCACCAAAGAACUGCAACUGGUGAACUGCACAGCGCGGGAGGGUGGAUCCAAUGCAGUGCAGGCUCACUUGAAGCUCGGAACUUCGGAGCUGUCGGUCUGCAAUGAUACUCUCCCAACCUAUUAUCCUUCAGAGGUCCAAAAUCACAAAUGAAGCCAUAGGAGUUUGAAAAACUUUUUCAACAGCAACAAAACCCACAGUCAUGUAAUAUUAUGAGCCCCUGUCCACAUCACAGACCUAUAGUGAAGAUUUCUUCUAGAAAAGAGAGUUAUUUUGCUAUUAAAGAAGAGUGGUCCACAUUAUGAGAUCAGCAUCUGAUCUUACAGCAUGGUCUGGAUUUUUUGGCUUGCUUAUGGUUUGAAUCAAUGUUCAAAAGAGAACUGUGACUUCUCAGUUUGUCAUGCAAUUGUCUGCCACUUGGUCUGCUUUUUGGUUUUUACCAGUGAGUCAGGGAACUUAAUUCUUUGUAUUGAAAGGAUGAUUGUCUCUCUGAGAUGAGGUGACAGUUUCUUGAGAGGGAAAUAUUGUACUCUUGAAACCUGUCUGGAUUCCCAGAUGUAAUAGCCACUGCCUUGCAUAAUUGCUCUCCAGAAGUACAGAACAGAGAUCAUAUCCUCUGAGGUGUUGAACCUUUGUUCACUGAGAGAUCACAGUGGACCAAAGACAACUUUUGCAUAACUUCUUAGUGAAGUAAUAAUGUUCUCCAAGUUUGGGCUUUUCUACUUUGAAGAUCUCAGGGAAACUGUAUUUGUAGCCUUACCUGUUCUUUGAUUAUUUUCAUGACAAUAACUCUAUACAGACUUGGGGAACAACCAAUUCUACAACUUACAUGUUAGUACAGGAGAAUGGUAGGCCCUAGAAAUAUGUUGUUACUAAUUUUGUGUUUGAGCAUUCAGCAUUACUACUUGUGAGUGCCUGCACUUGUAUAUAAACAAGAUUUUCACAUCAUCACUUUGUUCCAAGAAACAUCUUGUUAUAGGUGAAACAAUAAAUACUGCCAGAUUUUCAGUAAAAAGUACAGAUAUUGGCAAAAGUGCAUCUCUACCCCAUAACAAUGACUAACAUGACACGAAGAUGGAUGUUUCUAAAGGGAACCAAAUUUUGAUGGCGUCUUCCCAGUGCUGUGUUGAUCUGUGUGUCUCAAAUAAAGACAAUUAUGGCUCAAGGAACCAUCUGUUUGUUAGAAUAAUGUUACUGUGAAAACAUGAAAUGCAGUAUUAGAAACAAAUUUGUUAUUUUGAGGGGGUUAGAAACCAUUUACUCUCAUUUUUGACUGUCCCUAUUUCUCUACCACCUUUCAUUUAAUGCUCUGUUAACUUUCCAUUCCAGAAUGCUCUCAGUUUCUUUGGCCUUUCUUGAAACUUAGAUAUUUAUUUUAAGAGCCAAGAAAUUAUUAUGGUCUGUCAAACACGUGAAUGUUGGGUUUGCCUGUUUUUCUGCAGUUGCUUGAAUCCCUCAGUCCUGUUUCUCAGGCAAAGGUAAAGCUGACUCUUGCCAAAAGGAGUCAGCAGAUACGCACAUGAAUAACAAAUGACCAAACUCUGCAGCAGAGUAGAUAGAAUGGAUUCCAUGAAUUUUUCAGCCUCAUUUUCAAAUGCAAGAAAUGUGAAGGAGCUGAUAAGUCUUAAAACUUUGAGGAGAAAAUAACAUAGUCCAAAAUGAGUGAGGGAGACAACAUGCCAGCAACUGAGUAAAAAUUGACUGAGAAAAAGUAAAAGCUUGGGUAAACAACCUCACAUACUCUGAAGUCCCAUUUAAAGGGACAUACCCGAAGUACAGUGUUUGCCUUAAAAAACCUGCACCCACGUACUUUUUAUUACAGAUUAAAUAAUUAAAUUUUUUAUGGUGAACUUCUGAGUAGCACUAAAACACUGUGUAUAUAAUUACUCAUGCUUGGGUUUUGGCAAAUCCAUCUGGGAAGAUACAAAUGUCUUUUUAAAGCUACCUACUGAUUUUUGUAGAGAGAUGUGCCAAGACAUUAUGAAGUUUUAAGUGAUAUAUUUAAGGGAUGCUUUAAGGUCUGUAUCUGGGCAGCCAGGAGAGCAGAUGAAUGAAUGUUACCACUACUUCAGACCAAAGACCAUGUCCAGCCCUUUGUGUUCUUUCUAGCAAUGGCUUACAGCCAGGUGUGAGCCUUGUCAGUUGCUUUCCAACAGAAUGUGUAUAAUUUCAAGAGUUGGAUUAAGGCAGUUUAAAUAAAAGAAGUAAACAAAGGUAUAUGGGGAGCCAUAAAAUUCACUUCAGUUCUGAAAAGUGUCACUCACUUCUUUGUGCAAUAUAAAUUCUGUCAACCUUGAAAAUUCAGCACAGCAUGGGGAUGAUGGGUUCUGUAUUCUUUUCUGCAUCAUUGAAUAAAUUAACUAAAUUCCAGCAGA
Molecule: messenger RNA, 3538 nt
Organism: Agelaius phoeniceus (red-winged blackbird)
Lineage: Eukaryota; Metazoa; Chordata; Aves; Passeriformes; Icteridae
Gene: RNASET2
Product: ribonuclease T2
Biological process (GO): RNA catabolic process
Cellular component (GO): extracellular region
Molecular function (GO): ribonuclease T2 activity; RNA binding
Source: RefSeq, a predicted model, not a curated record